This is a messenger RNA of Doryrhamphus excisus (bluestripe pipefish), 2384 nucleotides long. It is a transcript of the gene ube2d4, whose product is annotated as ubiquitin conjugating enzyme E2 D4. Lineage: Eukaryota; Metazoa; Chordata; Actinopteri; Syngnathiformes; Syngnathidae. The record is from RefSeq and is a predicted model, not a curated record.
CUGGCUGCAAGAGGGCUAGAAUGGUAGCAGAGGUACCAGCAAACACCUCGUCAAUUCUGUGACUAGCAAAAAACAAAACGACGAUUUUUCAAUGUUUUGAUGCUUAGGUUGUUCCAGAGGACAAAACACCAAAGUUAUUAUAAGUUAAGCCUGAUUUGCCGCAUCUUGUUGUAAGGUGUAAUUUGGGAAAUAGGCGACCACCGAACCCAAACUGUAUAUGUUCAUAUCUAACGGUUAGCUGACAGGCUACAUAGCACAGCCAUUGGGGCAAUGGCGUUGAAAAGAAUCCAGAAGGAGCUGUCAGACCUGCAGAGGGACCCACCUGCACAGUGCUCUGCUGGACCAGUUGGAGAUGAUUUGUUUCAUUGGCAGGCCACAAUAAUGGGUCCAAGUGACAGCCCCUAUCAGAAUGGAGUGUUUUUCCUCACCAUACACUUCCCCACAGAUUAUCCCUUCAAACCACCAAAAGUUGCAUUUACAACAAAAAUCUACCACCCUAAUAUUAACAGCAAUGGAAGUAUUUGUCUGGAUAUACUGAGAUCACAGUGGUCACCUGCACUAACAGUAUCAAAAGUAUUAUUGUCAAUCUGCUCCCUCCUCUGUGACCCAAACCCUGAUGACCCUUUGGUACCAGAGAUUGCUCACACAUACAAGGCUGACAGGGAAAAGUACAACAAAUUAGCAAGAGAAUGGACACAGAAGUAUGCAAUGUGAGAUUGCCAUGGAGAUGGAAAUACAAAAGGAGAACAAGAAAAACAUGUUUGAUUUGUAACUGGAAGCAAAUGAACAGCAAAGGGGGGAAACAAUCUAGAAAAUGGACAACCUUGUGGACAAGGGCAAAAUAAUGAUGUGCUGAGGAUAACCAAUGUGCUGUCCAUUAUGCCUGUAUGGAUCUCAGCAGGACCUGAAGGGCUUGUGGAGGCAAUCCCUUACAGAAUACUGGACACUAUACUCACAGCCCAUAUACCACACUCGGACUUUAAAUUGUUACUCACGCUGUUAUUAUUGCCACCUUCAUACACAUCAUUCAUUGUCAUUUUGUUUUACUGCUUAGUGAGCAAAAUGUUGGAAGGAUUUGCGAAAUUAUAUCACCUUGACCUUUGAGGUACUGCCUGUGUUUCACUGGAUGUCUUCUAGUACUGUAUCUCCAUUUAAUUAGUGGCCUUUCUGUGUUCUAAUUUUCGGUCUACGUGCAAUUGAGGCAGAAUGUUCCCAGUUCACAAUAAUGGUGCAGUGCCAUUACCAGCAGCUGAUUGCAUGGCACAUACUGACUCUUAUUUCCCCCAAAACAAUGUGAAAAUACAACAACAAAGGACUGAUCUGAUACUGUAUCACCCUUUGCGUUUGGAAUCACAACAUGUGGUGGUAUUGAAGGCACUGGAAUGCUAAAUGACCCCUGCUCCUCAAAGGUCAGAUGGCAAUUACAUUUUUCUCUCACACUGUCAUUGCUCAUAAGAAUCCAUUCAUUGCUCCUCUGCCAAAUGUUACUGUUACAUUGCUGGUAUGGUCACAGAUACUCAGUACAUGGCUACGCUGUGUGUUUACUCCUCAAUACAUUUACUCAGGUAUUGAACUGAAUCAUCAGCCUUUUAUAAGCAGUGACCCGUGGUGAGAAAAAGUACCCAUACUGUUAGCUCUCCUUGUAUAUUCCUAAAACAAAAUAAUGUCCUAAAGGCAAACUGAUAUUUGUUAUUUUAUGAAAGUAUUACUUUUGUUGGCAAGAGGGUCCCCUUCACACUUUUCACCUUUUACAUUUAUUUUCUGAACAAACUAUUGAUGUGAACAACUUUACAACGUACAUGCUACUGAUGCUUUUGUGUUGAUACUGUAAAGUGGAACUGAAGUAACGCUUUUCAGGGUAAGUUAGACAUUUUCAUCAUUUUUGUCAGUGUCAGGUGUAAUAAUCAUAAUUACACAUCUGCACAAAUAUAUAUUUUUUUGUGGUAAACAACCUCAGCUGACAGUUGACCGGUUUAUCUGGUUGCAACAUUUGUGUUUUCUUUACAAUUUUUAGUUUUAGCCAUUUCAUGUUAAUGUCAUCUGAUCAUGAUUGGAAUGUGUCAUAAAAUAAUCUUAGUUGGAAUAUGAUACCAUUGUUACUAUUGGAUAAACUAGUUAGGAUGUGCUAUUUUUGUUUUCAUCAAUGUGCUGAUGCUGCCAAUAUAAAGGGAAUUAUUUAAUAGCAUAAUGGGGAAUAAAUGCAUCAUUUUACCCAUCCAAAAUAGUCCAUAGCAUGAAAAUAUAGUAGCUUUAUUAUUAGAUUUUAGAUCAUGUUUUAGAUCUCAAAUAUAGUUUGUCAUUGGUAGUUUUAAGGAAAAUUGUCCUAAUCACAGUAUAAUAACGUUUUGAAAAGCUACAUUGAAGUAAAGGUCAUUUUUCUCCUG